Messenger RNA from Paramecium pentaurelia, 4024 nucleotides. NCBI's taxonomy places the organism in Eukaryota, Ciliophora, Oligohymenophorea, Peniculida, Parameciidae. The record is from the annotation of a GenBank genome assembly.
AUGAAUACUUAAGCUAAUGAGAUUGAUCCUCUAUAGAAAGAAACUAAGAGAAGGGUUCCCUAACCAUUAUCUUAUUUAUAACUUUACAGAUUUGCUAAUCAAAUGGAUUAUAUAUGGAUAGUAGUUAGCAUAAUUGGAGCAAUAUGUAAUGGUUUGUCAAUGCCAAUCUAUUCGAUUAUUUUUGGAAACCUGACUGACUCAUUCGCAUAUGAAGAUUCAGAUACUAAGUUAAAUAAGGCAGGUCUUAAUACAAUGUAUAUAUAUUUGUCUUAAUAUAAAAGUUACAUGUUUGUUUUGGGAAUCUGCACUCUUUUGGUGACUCUAAUUAUGUAUACUACAUUUUCAAUAACAUCAGAAAAUUAAACAAAAAGAUUGAGAAGACAAUACUUAAAAUCAUUGUUGACUAAAUAAGUGAAAUGGUAUGAUGAAAUUAAUGCAAAUUCUUUAAAUACUAAAGUGAAUUCAGAAAUAUUAGCAAUAUCAGAUGCCAUAGGAGAUAAGGUUAUAACAUUUGGUUUUUCAAUUGCAACAUUUUUAAGCGGUUUUUUAGUUGGAUAUAUUAAGUAAAGCAUAUUAAUUAAUAACAAUAGAGGAUGGAAAUUAGCUUUAGUGAUUACUUCUGCUCUACCUGUUCUAGCUAUUACGAUUGCUCUUAUAGGUAUAUCAGCAUCAUGGAGAGAGUAAUUCAUUUAAAAAUCUGAUAUUGAAUCCUCAUCAUUAGUUGAAGAAGUAAAUUCUAAUUAAAUUUAUAUUAGGUAUUAAGUUCAAUUAAAACAGUUAAAACUCUUGAUGGAGAAGAUUUCGAAUUUGAUAGAUUUAGAAAGAUUAUAAUACAUUCAUCUAAAUCCAUAAUUAAAUAUGGAUUAUAUUAUGGUUUAGCAUUUGGAUCAAUGUGUGGAGUUUAACAAUUUACUUAUGCUUUAGGUAUUUUUUAUAGUGGAGUACUUGUGACUGAUUAAGUAAGAAAUUUUAAUUAAAUAUGAGAUUGACCCUAAUUAUUAAGGUCCAAUAUAUACUUCUGGGAGUAUUUGUACUAUUUUUAUAUCUGUAUUAAUGGGUAGUUUGUCAUUAGGUAAGAUUGGUCCAUGUUUAUCAUGUUUUGCAAAAGGUAAAUUAGCUGCAAUGGAAGUAUUUUAAAUAAUUGAUGAGAGUCAAGAAUAAGAGAUGAAUAAUAUUCAUACAGAUUUUGAGAAUCUUGAUGGUGAUAUCAAAAUUCAAAAUAUUUCAUUUAGUUAUCCAUCAAAACCAGAUCAUAUUGUAUUGAAGAAUAUUACAUUUGUUAUACCAGAAGGAAAGAAAAUAGCUUUAGUAGGUGAAAGUGGUUCUGGAAAAUCUACAAUUGGUUAACUUCUUUUAAAAUUUUAUGAAAUUGAAAAUGGUUAAAUUUUAGUAGGAAAAGAUGAAAUUCCUUUGAGUUAAAUUGAUACUCAUUAAUUCAGAUAGUAAAUUUCUAUUGUUUCUUAAGAACCAGCAUUAUUUAAUACUACAAUACGAGAAAAUUUAAAGUUAGGAAACUAAAAAGCUUCAGAUGAAGAAUUGAAAAUAAUAUUAAAUUUGAUGAAUUCAUCAGAAUUAAUAGAUCAUUUAGAUACAAAUGUAGGAUUUAAUGGGAAUCAAUUUAGUGGUGGUUAAAAAUAACGUAUAGCUUUGGCUAGAGCAUUACUUUAAAAUCCAAAAAUUUUAAUUUUAGAUGAAGCUACAAGUGCUUUAGAUAGAACAAAUGAAUAAUAAAUAACAAGAAUUAUUGAUGAGAAAUUCAAUAAAAUUACAAGAAUUGUUAUUGCUCAUAGAUUAUCUACUAUAUAAGAUAGUGAUAAUAUAAUUGUAUUUAAUUAAGGUGAAAUUAUAGGAUAAGGAACUCAUGAUGAAUUACUUUAAAAUUGUGAACAUUAUUCUUAUUUAAUAUCAAAAUAAUAAUAAAAAGAAGAAGCUGGAUAUGGAACACAAACAUAUUUAGAAAUAGAAACAUAAAGAAAAAUAACUGAAAAGUCAUUCAGUAAAAUAAAUAAUAAACAAGAGAAUGAUUAAUUUGAUAAAUCAAAAGUUUAGAUUUUAAAUACAUAAAAUAAUGUAAAAUAAUAGUUAGGAUAGGAAUUUAAUGAUGAAAUGAAAGUAGAAUCAAUAGAUAAUAGAUCAGAGUUAUCAUUUUUGAAAAGCAUUAAAAGUUUAAUACUUUUAAAUUAUAAAGAAUUACCAUAUCUUAUAAUUGGAUCUAUUGCAGCAUUAGCAAAUGGAUCAAUAUAUCCAAUAUUUUCAUAAAUUUUAGCAGAUGUAAUAGAUAAUUUAUUAAUUCAUAAUCCUUAAAGAGUAAAUUCAAUUUAAAAUGAAUAUGAAAGAUAAUAAUAAAUUAAUGCUCUUGAUAAUACUCUUAAAAAUAGUUCUACUAUUCUACUUAUUUUAGGAUUUAUAUAUUUUAUAACAAGUGCUUUAGAAUGUUUUUGUUUUAGUGUAUAUUCUGAACGUUUAACUAUAAGAAUGAAAAAUGAAAUCUAUUAGAAAUUUUUAAGACUUCCCAUCAGUUUUUAUGACAAUCCAAAUAAUAAUAUAGGUUUCUUAACUCCUAAAGUAACAAAUGAUACAAGAGUUGUUUAAUAAUUCUUUUAAAAUAUUAUAGGAUUUAAAUGUUAAUAUUAUUCUGCUAUCAUAGUAGGAUUUUCUUUGUCAUUUGUAUCAUCAUGGAAACUAACACUAUUGGCUGUUGGUUUGGCUCCAAUAUCAUAUAUAGGUGGAUGUUUAAGUGAAAGAUAUGUAGUAGGUUCAUAACAAUCAUUUGCCUAAAAAGUAUAUAUAAAUAGCAACAAGUUGUUGAUGGAUACAUUAACAAAUAUAAGAACAGUCUAUUCAUUAAGAGCAGAGACUUUUAUUGUUAAUUAAUAUGCCAGUUUAUUAGAAGAACCUUCUAAAUAAGUAAAGAAAUUUGGUGCUUAAAUUGGAUUCAGUUCUGGAUAUGCUUAAAUGAAACCAUUUAUUGUAAAUGGUUAUUUAUUCUUAAUGGGAACACUUUUAAAUAUAUAUGAUGAUCUUCCAAUUUUGGCUAUUUAUUAAACUAUAUUAGCCAUAAUAUUUUCAGUUGUUGGAGGAGCUAAAACUAUUUAUUUUUAAUCAGAUAAUAAUAAAACUAAGAAUUCAAUUGCCUAUUAUUUUAGUCUCUUAGAAACAUAAGAUGAAUUUUAAAGAGAAGAGAAACCUUAAAAUCCAAGAAUUAAAAAAAACAUAGUUGGAAAUAUUGAAUUUAAAAAUGUAACUUUUUUUUAUCCUCAAAGACCUAAUAUUAUUGUUUUGAAUAAUUUAAAUCUUAAAAUUGAUUCAGGACAUAAUGUUGGUUUAGUAGGAUGUUCUGGAUGUGGUAAAUCAACAAUUUUUUAACUUCUAUUUAGACUUUAUGAUGUUAAUUCUGGAGAAAUUACAUUAGAUGGUUUAUCAAUUUAUGAUUAUGAUCUUAGAUUUCUUAGAUAAUAAAUUUCAAUGGUUUCUUAAGAACCUUAACUCUUUAAUGAGUCUAUAUCAUAUAAUAUUAGAUACAAUUUAUAAAAUAUUACUCAAGAUGAUAUCAUUUAAACAUCUAAAUUAUCACAUGCUUAUGAAUUCAUCAUAAAUGAAUAAUCUGAAGAUUAAUAAAAUUCAGGUUUUAAUAAAAAGGUUGGUACUAAAGGUAGUCUAAUUUCAGGAGGUCAAAAAUAAAGGAUAGCUAUAUCUAGAGCUUUGUUGAGAAAUUCAAAAAUUUAUUUAUUUGAUGAAUCUACUAGUGCUUUAGAUUCAAAUGUAGAAUCUUUAGUAUAGUAAUAAUUGGAAGAAUGUUUAAAAGAAAAGACUUCAAUUGUAAUAGCUCACAGGAUGUCUACAAUAAAAGUAAAUAGUUAUAAUUAAUUAGAAUUGUAAAAUUAUUUAUGUAUUUGAUAAAGGUUAAAUUAUUGAGUAAGGUAAUUAUGUCCAUUUAGUUAACAUAAAAGGCCAUUUUUAUAAAUUAGAAUAAGGUCUUUUAAAUAAGGAGGAGUAAAUUACUUCUCAAUAAAUUUUAAAUUGA